Molecule: messenger RNA, 905 nt
Organism: Amaranthus tricolor (Joseph's coat)
Lineage: Eukaryota; Viridiplantae; Streptophyta; Magnoliopsida; Caryophyllales; Amaranthaceae
Product: peptidyl-prolyl cis-trans isomerase
Exons: 1
Coding region: 87-602 (171 amino acids)
Biological process (GO): protein peptidyl-prolyl isomerization; protein folding
Molecular function (GO): peptidyl-prolyl cis-trans isomerase activity
Source: RefSeq, a predicted model, not a curated record
UCUCACCUAUCCUCCCCACCACCUCUAAUCACAACAACCCUAAGUCAACUAAAAAAAAUCCUCAAAUUCCAUUUCUCCAACAAAAAAUGGCAAAUCCUAAAGUCUUCUUCGACAUGACAGUCGGUGGCCAACCCGCCGGAAGAAUUGUCAUGGAGCUUUUCGCCGAUGUUGUCCCUAACACCGCCGAGAAUUUCCGCGCACUUUGCACCGGCGAGAAGGGUAUGGGCAAGAAGGGAAAACCCCUCCAUUACAAAGGUUCAAAAUUCCACCGUGUGAUUCCAGGAUUCAUGUGUCAAGGUGGUGAUUUCACCGCUGGAAAUGGUACUGGCGGUGAAUCAAUCUACGGUGAUAAAUUCAAGGAUGAGAACUUUGUGAGGAAGCACACUGGUCCGGGAAUUCUUUCCAUGGCAAAUGCUGGACCUAACACCAAUGGGUCACAGUUCUUCAUCUGUACUGCUAAGACUGAAUGGCUUGAUGGAAAACAUUGUGUUUUUGGUCAAGUUGUUGAAGGUAUGGAUGUUGUUAAGGCUAUUGAGAAAGUUGGAUCUAGUUCUGGUACUUGCUCUAAGCCUGUUGUUAUUGCUGAUUGCGGUCAGAUUUAAGUACUUUUCAUGGCAUCAUCGUCACCGGCAUAACAUCAUAAUCUGAUCAUAGAUCUUAGAUCUGAUCCUUCCAUCUAUCUAUCUAUCUAUGUUUUAGAAUUUUUUUUUUAGGGUUUUAGGAAAGAGGAAAGUGUGGUAACAUGUUGAAUGGAGAAGAGAGAUGGUGAGUGAGUGGUGUGUUUUUUUCUUCUUAUUUUGUCUGUUUUGCGAUGAUGUUGAUGAUGUUCGUUGUUCGUAAACUCAUGGUGAUUGUUUCUCUUCUCUAGCCAAUUGGAAAAAUAAUGGAAAUUUUAUCAUGAAUUA